GUUUUGCUGCGUUCAAGUACUGCUGUAGGACUUUCCGGUGUGUCUCAAAUGCAAUACAGAGAAUGACACUGCAGAUAUGGAUGUUGUUGCCAUACAGUGGGUUUAUUGAUCAGAAAACUGAUUUUCAUGAAAUCAUCUGUGUGCAAACAUUGCUUGGUCUAGAUAUAAUAACAUCUUCUUUUUCAGCCUCGAGCUGCAUAAUGAAAGAGCUUGUGAUUAUAAGUAAAUUUUAAAAAAAAACAACCAAAAAAAAAAAGUAAAAUAAAUGUUUUGUGUUCACUUUAGCUGCUCGUAAUAGGCUGCACCUCAGUGGCAGGUUUGUGUAGUGCAUUGAGAAAAUGAGAACAGGCCCCAGGUGUGAUAAUUAGGCUUGAAACAUGCUGCACUGACUUCGGGCGGAUGUCAAACUUCUCUCACUAAGAGGGAGAAAACAGGCUGUUAAGAGUUGCUGGGUUUGAUUAAUAAUGGCCUCAGUGCGAGUAGCGGUCCGAGUUCGUCCUUUGAACAAAAGGCAGAGAAAGGCAGUUAUCAUCAAGCGUUAUAGUUCACGUGAAGGAAAACACCACAUCUAUCCAUAAGCCAUCGUCUGUUGGAGGAGAAAAGCUGAAGGACAGAGUGAAGAUCUUCUCUUAUGAGUUCUCUUAUGAUUCAACUGACAGAAGAAGUCCUGCAUUUGCAUCCCAGGAGAGGAUUUUUCAUGACUUGGGGUCUGAUGUCCUGAAAGCUGCAUUUGAGGGUCUCAACACCUGCGUGUUUGCCUAUGGCCAAACAGGCUCGGGGAAGUCUUACACCAUGAUGGGUCACGCAGAUGAUAAAGGUUUAAUCCCCCGGAUCUGUGAAGGCUUGUUCAGCGAGAUAAGAAGCAAGAAUAAGGCUGUGUCAUUCUGUACAGAGGUCAGCUAUUUGGAGAUCUAUAAUGAACGCGUGCAAGACCUUCUCACGAAGAGGACUGCACCCACAGAUGGUGGAGGCCUGAGAGUGAGGGAGCACCCCAGGGAUGGACCCUAUGUAGAGAAUCUGUCCAAACACUCGAUACUCAGCCACAGUGACUUGGAGGACCUGAUCGUUCUCGGGAAUGCCAACCGCACCACGGCCAGCACAGGCAUGAAUAACGUCAGCAGCCGCUCCCAUGCCAUCUUCACCAUCAGCAUCACCCAGGCGUGGUUGGAUGCAGAGUUGCCACGUGAGACCCUAAGUAAGAUCCACCUGGUAGACCUGGCAGGCAGCGAGAGAGCCAACGCCACAUGCACAACGGGCACCAGGCUGAAGGAAGGUGCCAACAUCAACAAAUCGCUGGUCACCCUGGGCAGUGUGAUCUCAGCUCUGGCUGACCUUAGUGGGGGAGCAACAACAAAGAAGAAGCAGAUCUUCAUUCCCUUCAGAGACUCUGUGCUGACAUGGCUACUAAAAGACAGCCUGGGUGGAAACUCUUUGACUACUAUGAUAGCAACCGUUUCUCCCGCCGAUGUGAACUACAUUGAGACCCUGAGCACUUUGCGCUACGCCAGCCGAGCCAGAAACAUAGUAAACUCUCCCACUGUGAAUGAGGAUGGCAGCGUGAAGGUGAUCAGAGAGCUGCAGGCGGAAGUUACCAGGCUCCGAAGACUACUAGAGGUUUCCAAUGGGGAGCUGCCAUCCUCUGUGGACGUAGCGGACGAGCUGCAUCAAAAUGAGGAAAAGGUUCUGGCACUGACUAAGAAGUGGACCAGCGAAUGGGGCGAGACCCAGAGUACUCUGCAGGAGGAGGCCGUGGCUCUGAGGAAAGAGGGGAGUGGCGUGGUCCUGGACUGCCAGCUACCUCAUCUGAUUGGAAUUGAUGACGACCUGCUCAGCACUGGAAUCAUCCUGUAUUAUUUGAAAGAGGGCAGAACCAUGAUCGGGAGUGACGAAGCAUCAUGCAGUCAGGGUAUUGUUCUUCAUUGGCCCGGGCUCCUCGCUGAACAUUGCGUGCUUGAGAGCCGUGCUGGGACAGUGACUCUGAUCCCUCAGGAUGGCGCACUGUGUUCAGUCAACGGCUCUGUGGUAACUGAACCCUGCCAGCUGACUCAGGGUGCCAUCAUACAGCUAGGCAGAGGAACUGUACUCCGGUUUAACCACCCGACUGAAGCUGCCCAUCUUAAAGAGAAAUGCCAGAGCGGGCUGCUGUCUGCCGUCAUCCUGUCCUUGACUGACAUGACCAAAUCUGCUGAGAAUCUGUCCGAGGUGAUGCUGCAAACUCCAGGGAAGAUGGAAGAGAAGCUCAACCAGCAGGAGGUAGAACAGCAGGUCCAAGAAAGCCAGAACAGACGCAACCGUGACAUCAAAAGACUUUCAGAAGAAAACUGUGGGGCUCCCCAUCAACCGAGAGCAGAAGAGAAGACAACGGGGGCAGAGAUGAAGGAAACUGUCUGUGGCCGGAUGGAUGUGCCGUCUACAGAGACAGCUGAGUCCGAGGUGCCCAGCAGCUGUCCAACCUCUGCAACAGUGGAGAAGCUCGUGACCACAGCCAUACCUGGAAAAUAUCCUGUCCCUCACACUAAUUUUAAGUUGGAUGGAGAAACACCACAGGGUGGGGUAAGCACCAGGGAUGGCCAGGAGCUGGAGAGGGACUUGUGUCAUAAAUCAGGGCCGGGGCUCAUGUCUGAGCGGCCGUGGAGGGAAUCUUGGAGUGGGGCCGGAGUUGCAAGUUAUGAGGGAGAGGAGGUUUGGUCAGGGGAUGCCAGCCUCCAGCAGACAAGUGUCCUGGGCCCUCGUGAUGGAUGUGGCAUCAGGCCAGAGGGGAAUGCUAACGAGAUCCAAGGUGCUGUGGCUGACUGCUACGAGGGGAGACCCGGCUCUGGUGGGAGCUCAUUAGGCAGCAAGUCCCACCUGCAGAGCAGCGGGGGAACUAACUCCACGCCUGUCCUCCCACAAACCAGCGCUCAUUCUCAGCUCGACAAAGAGCCUCUUAGCAGUCAGGAAGCCUGCAGUCUACCUGAGGAAACUACCUUCGAGAACCAGUUUGGCUGUGGAGAGAUGGAUGAACCUGGAGGUUUGAAGGAGAUCCCUGGAGCAGCAAAAGUUCAAAAUUCAGGGUUGGGAUCUUUGGUCAGCAGAGUGUCUGGGAUUGUCCAGGAUGCAGGGCAUCUUCUUCUGAACUCCCCCACAGUAUUUCAGCAAGUUAGGGAGGAGGGACUACAGCCUGUUGGGGCCCGCUGGUCCAGUCAUGUUGUCUCUCUGGUCAGAGAAAGUAAUAUUUUGUCUGUAGUCAACGACAGCCAAAUCUUCUCCUUAGUUAAAGGAAGCUUUGUCUUCUCUCUGAUCAAGGACAGUCACAUUAUUUCUAUGGUGAAAGAACUACCUCUCAUACAGCACAUUCAGGUGGAGAUAAAACAAAAGCUUCAGCCCGAGGAGGCAGCUCAGAUGAUUCAGGGUUGCGUUAAUCCAGACGCCACUCAACUCCCAGUCCUGACACCAGCACAAACUUUUAGCAAGGCAGAGGAAUUGUCAGAGGACGUGGCACUAUUUCCAAAAGAGAUCUUGACAAGGAGUAAGGAUAUCGGGGAUGUGCCAUUAGCACAAGAGCAAGACACAAUUGGUAUUCAUGUAAAACAUGUAGACAAACUGUUCACAGAGCCACUGAAGCCCAGCAGUGAUCCAGAGGUUACCCAUGCACCUGAAGACAAAGAUCCGCCAUCAGAGAACUCAGAGACUCAGCAGAGCCAAACAAAUGUCCAAAUCUACCGUCAAACAUGGGUUGAAUUUACUGAUCCGCUGUUAAACCUGCAAACUCUGCCAGUUUCAAACCUGAUGGACAUUUUACAGUCCAUCACCUCCACAUCAGUGCUCACCUCCCAGAAGAUUGUAGCUCUCUUUUGGAUCAAUGUUGCUAAAUGUAGCCAACCUAAGCCCCGUCCUGCCCUCCUGAUCCUGUUGGAUGCUGGUCUCUACACCCUCACCGCUGAUUCAGGUCUCCUGGUGUUGUUCCAUCACCUCCCUUUGUUGCAGCUGAGGGAGGUGCAGAUAAGCUUAGCAGGCCACAGUUUGCGCUUGAUGGGCACUACAGAGGAGAGCAUCCUGGGUGUAUAUACCUACACCCAGGAGCUUACCAAAGAGCUCUGCUGGGCCAUACUUGGUAUCAUCUGCCCUGGGGACAGCAGGGUCUCUGAGCACCCUCUGCUCCAGGGGGACCUGAUGAAGAUGUCUCUAGACUGGGAGAACCAUGUGCCAGACCUGCUGCUGGAUGCUGGUUUAAAGGUUUGCUGCCAGUUUCAGAAGAGUCUUGCAGAUCUCGUUUACCUUCUUCACUCCAACAUGGAUCAAGAGACCGUUACUGUGGGUGAGGUGCAGCUACUACUCUACACAGGUGUAGGGGUGUGCAUCAGCCCCAGUACCCACACUAAGCAUCUGGCCCAGCUUUUACUUACUGAUACCCACCUCGGCCUGGUGCAGGAGGAUGCCGUCUUUCACCCAGCUCCACGCUCCGUCACCAUAGCUCCCCGCCGUGCCAAAUUCCAUGACUUAACCCUUCGCCAGCGCUCAGACGUGCGCUGCGUGCUGGUGCAUGAUGAAGACGAGCACGGCGCUGUCAGACUUGAUGUAAUCCUCGCAAAUGUGAGGGGCAGGGGUCACCCUGAAAGCGUGACCAAGGCAGCUGCCCCGCCUGCGCAUGUUUCAAACUCGUCUCGGCAUGCAGAAGUGUGGAAAUUAGCUUUCAGUUGCUCCUCUGAGGCCGCCUGCCUGAUUAAUCACUUGUCAAAUGUCUGAUCAAGGCCCGAACAGCCAGUAAUGAACAGCCCAGCUUGAAAACUCUCACUCGCAGGGAGGAAUGGCAAAAGUGCAUUCCAACCAGACAGUGCAAAGGACGGCUUCACUGUUAAGUGACAGUGAAAUCUGUGACCUAUUUAGAAGUUUCUGUGUUUUUUCCUCAAAGUUUUUGACAUUUUAAUAUUGCAUUGCUUUAGCACUUGAAUGUUUUAUCUUUAAAACCCUGGAAUGUCUUUGUUCUUGCAUUGAACCUUCUAAUCAUUAUUGUUAUUAUUAUUGUUGUUGUCAAAGAAGUAUUCUGUUUAAUGUGGGGUGUUUUAAAUAAUGGGGAUUGAAGGUACCUCAUUGAGGAUAACAUGUUUGUCAGUUUCAUUUGUUACAUGGGUGUAUUUUUAAAAGAUUUUAGAUGACCAGACUGACCAAUUUAUCUCACUGUCAUGGUCACUGAAAGUUGUUGCCAUUUUCAAAUAGUUUAUAUAAAAAAGGUUAUCUUGAAAUGUGUGAAUGUGUUUGUAAAAUUAAAGGAAUUUAAAUCCAC
This is a messenger RNA of Acanthopagrus latus (yellowfin seabream), 5263 nucleotides long. It is a transcript of the gene kif16bb, whose product is annotated as kinesin family member 16Bb. Gene Ontology annotation, molecular function: ATP binding; microtubule motor activity; microtubule binding. Lineage: Eukaryota; Metazoa; Chordata; Actinopteri; Spariformes; Sparidae. Bases 793 to 4725 code for a protein of 1310 amino acids. The transcript has 20 exons. The record is from RefSeq and is a predicted model, not a curated record. Gene Ontology annotation, biological process: microtubule-based movement.